UCUCCCUCCGCUUCUCCUACCUGGCCCUAUCGUCUCCGCGAUCGCACGCCCGGACCCCAAACCCGGACGAGACCCAAAAAGGGCAAGCAGAGAAUUUUCUGCCCGAACGAGCGAGCGAGCGAGCGAGAGCGUCCGUUCGAUGGUGGUUGUGGUGGCGAAGGAGGAGGAGGGGGAGGAGGGGAAGGAGGGGCGCGGCGGCGUGGCGUGGGGGACGUGGGAGGAGCUGGUGCUGGGCGGCGCCGUAAUCCGCCACGGGGCCGCCGCGUGGGACACCGUCGCCGCCGAGCUGCGCUGCCGCUCCCCGCACCGCUUCUCGCCCGAGGAAUGUGAAGCAAAAUUUUCAGAGAUACAAGCACGCUACUCUGCAUGCAAGGGCGAUGCUUGGUUUGACGAACUUCGCAAACAGAGAAUUGCUGAAUUGAAACGGGAGCUUCAGAAGUCAGAAAGUCUUAUUGGAUCCUUGCAGUCUGUGAUUGAAAGCCUUAGCAAUAGCAAACAUGAGGAUGUCAACUCUGGAUGCCACACUGAAUCAUGUUCACCGGCUGAAAUUGCAGCUGAUACUAACUCCUCAAGCAAAGAAUUGUCCAAAGAUAGAUCAUCCGCUGCUAGCUUCACUGAAGAAGCAAGCAACAGUCAGAAAUCUCAGAAAGUUCAAAAUACAUCAGCCGAGACAUUGUUAGAGCCCCAUGUUGAAAAGGGCUGUACAGAAGGUGGUUUGCUUUGGGGCUCUAGAAAGAAAAGGGGUUUGAGGGAUAAAAAGGUUAUUCUGAUGGCUGAUGAUAGUAGCAGAGAGGGUGAGAAUACAUCUACAUCAUGCAUACAGAUAGAGGGUUCCUCUGAGGGCCGGAUGAAUGACUCAAAAACUUCAAAGAUAGAGCCUAGUGCAUCUGUGCGUGAGACAGCGAAACAAAAGUUGGGAGAGAUUUUGAAUAGUAUAUCUUCUCAAGGUGACUGUUAUAUGUUGCAACACCAAAUUGAUAUCCAGCGGAAGAGGGCUAGAUACAAGAAGAUGAUCCGCCAGCAUAUCGACUUCAGAAUGCUUCAUUCUAAGAUCAAGAGUGGUGCUAUCUCUUCUGCCAAUGAGCUCCUAAAAGACAUGCUCGUGUUCGUGAAUAAUGUCCUUGCUUUUUAUCCAAAGGCUACAUUGGAGCACAUGGCUGCAAUUGAGCUUCGAGGUCUUGUAUGCAAAACAUUGCAACAGAGCUCAAGCAUUACCUCCAUGAAUUCGGGGGAGGCAGGGAUAGCUAGUGACCUUGUAACCAAGAAGACUGCGGCAGGGAUAGCUAGCGACCCAGUAAUCAAGAAGACCGCUGUAGGCAUAGCUGGUGACCCUCUAAUCAAGAAGACUGCAAGAGGGAUAGCUGGUGACCCUGUAAUCAAGAAGACUGCAGCAGGGAUAACCAGUGGCCCUGUAAUCAAGAAGACUGCAGCAGGGAUAGCCAGUGACCCUGUCAACAAGAAGACUGCGGCAGGGAUAUCCAGUGACCCUGUCAACAAGAAACCUGCGGCAGGGGUAACCAGUGACCCUGUGAUCAAGAAGACUGCGACAGGGGUAACCAGUUCCCCUGUGAUCAAGAAGACUGUGACAGGGGUACCUAGUGCCCCUGUGAUCAAGAAGACUGCGACAGGGGUGGCCAGUGCCCCUGUGAUCAAGAAGAUUGCUCGAACCAUGCCGCCCGUACGGCAUGUGCCUCGUGAUGCAAAGAGAAGCAAGGUUCCUGCAAAGGAGGCUGGAAGUACAGCCAGUCAGGGCGAGGCCAAGGACCUCCCUGGCGAUGCAGCACCAUCAGCUAAUGAAAAAUCUACUGGGAGAAGUCCGCCAGCCAAGAAGCGAGGCGUCGGGCGGCCUCCAAAGAGCGGGCAGAAGCGUGCUGCGCCGCAGAGCCAGCAAGACAGCCCUAACAAAGGAAGGAAGAGGACCCGGCGGUGAAGGUAAAAAGCCUUGAAUAGGCAGAAGCGUGUCGUUUUUUGGUGCACAGCCUGUAAAAGGAGGCCAUAGACUAGCUCCAUCCAGUGUUUGUACCUGUCGAAGACUAGGUGAAAGGAGUUAGGAUGUUGUAAGACUAAGGGCAAGGAGUUGCAAUUUUUCCUGGUGUUUUUCCAUGCACAGCUAGAUGAACUAGUAUCUUCAUUUUUCCUACAGAGAUGUAAUCGAUGUUAUAGGCCAUAUGUGUCUGUC
This is a messenger RNA of Brachypodium distachyon (stiff brome), 2179 nucleotides long. RefSeq lists its product as uncharacterized. The record is from RefSeq and is a predicted model, not a curated record. The transcript has 5 exons. Gene Ontology annotation, molecular function: protein binding. Lineage: Eukaryota; Viridiplantae; Streptophyta; Magnoliopsida; Poales; Poaceae. The coding region runs from base 140 to 1930 and encodes 596 amino acids.